AUGGACCCAGUGUCCAAACCCGAUACCACAGUCCUAUCCCAGCUCCUCCUGCUCGCAGGCCUCCUGAGUGCCAGGAGCUUCCCCUGCUUCCCUGAGUGUUGUCUCCAUGAUGAAGACUAUGAAGAGCUGUUGAGCAUCAUUGAGCACGGGCUGGAGCCUGCAGCUCACCCUGCGGAUGUGCUCAUCGUUGGAGCAGGGAUAAGUGGGCUCACAGCAGCCAAGCUGCUCCGAGAUGCUGGCCAUAGGGUCACUGUUCUGGAGGCCAGCGGCCGGGUCGGGGGCCGGAUCCGGACCCAUCGCCCCGAGGGGCAGGACUGGUAUGUGGAGCUGGGAGCCAUGCGCCUGCCAUCCAAGCACAGGCUGGUCCGGGAGCUCAUCAGGCAGUUUGAGCUGAAGCUGAACCCCUUCAUCCAGAGCGAUGAGAACACCUGGUACCUGCUGAACGGCACCCGGGUGAGGGCCAAGGAGGUGAACAGGAACCCCAAUAUCCUCCAGUACCCUGUGGAGCCAUCGGAGAGGGGCAAAAGUGCCCAGCAGCUGUACCGGGAAGCACUGCACAAGGCUUUGAAGGAGUUCCAGGCUACAGACUGCAAGGAGUAUCUGAAGAAAUACGACUCCUUCUCCACCAAGGAGUACCUGAUCAAGGUAGGGAACCUGAGCCGAGGAGCAGUGCAGAUGAUCGGUGACCUCCUGAAUGAGGACUCGGGGUUCUACCUGUCCUUCCUGGACUCUCUAUGGGGCUUCCACACCUUCUCUGAUGAGAGGUUUGAUGAGAUCACAGGAGGGUUCGACCAGCUUCCCAAAGCCUUCCACAGAGCACUACCCAACAUCAUCCGGUUCAAUAGCACAGUGGAGAAGAUCAUCACGGAGGGGAACAAAGUCCAUGUCCAUUACCGUGAUGGGGACAUCCCGACCCCAACCAUGGUAACCACAGACUACGUCCUGGUCACCUCCACCACCAGAGCCACCAGACACAUCCAGUUCCAGCCCCAGCUCCCGGCUCCCAAGCGCCGUGCCCUGCGCUCCCUGCACUAUGCAUCCUCCUCCAAGGUGGCCUUGGGCUGCAAGGAGAGGUUCUGGGAGCAGGAUGGGAUCCGAGGGGGACAAUCCAUCACCGACCGCCCGUCCCGCUUCAUCUACUACCCCAGUACCCACUUCCCCAGUGGGACCAGUGUCCUCCUGGCUUCCUAUACAUGGAAUGACGAUGCCGACUUCUUCCUGCCCCUUACGGAGGAGCAGUGCUUGGAUGUGGUGUUCCAGGACCUGGCUGCCAUCCAUGGGCUGAGCGAGGGGUACCUGCGGGAUGCCUGUCCCCAGUACACCAUACAGAGGUGGCAGCUGGACCCACAUUCACAGGGAGCAUUCGCUGCCUUCACCCCAUACCAGUUCACGGAUUACUCAUGGGAUCUGUUCCAGCCCCAUGGUCGGGUGCACUUUGCUGGGGAGCACACGGCUCAGCCCCAUGCCUGGAUAGACACGGCUGUGAAAGCUGCUGUCAGGGCUGCCAGCAGCAUCCAUAGGGAUAGUGGGGAUGUGCUGGUGCUGAGCACGGAGCAGGCAGGAUGGGCCCUGCACAGGGAGGGUCUGUGA
Molecule: messenger RNA, 1590 nt
Organism: Melopsittacus undulatus (budgerigar)
Lineage: Eukaryota; Metazoa; Chordata; Aves; Psittaciformes; Psittaculidae
Gene: IL4I1
Product: interleukin 4 induced 1
Exons: 7
Coding region: 1-1590 (529 amino acids)
Biological process (GO): amino acid catabolic process
Molecular function (GO): L-amino-acid oxidase activity
Source: RefSeq, a predicted model, not a curated record